CAGCGAUGGAUCUGGGUGGCUGUCACAGGGUAUAGGGCCACGUAUCAAGAGGAGGGAGAGAGCGCGAGAGAGAGAGAGAGAGCGAGAGAGAGUUUUGAAAAGAGUAAAGAAGAAAGUUAUGUUGCUGCAGACAUGGACCUACGCUCAGAGCUCCUCAAGUCCAUUUGGUAUGGUUUCACUGCCCUGGAUGUAGAGAAGAGCGGUAAAGUUUCCAAGUCUCAACUUAAGGUCCUGUCCCACAACCUGUGCACAGUUCUGGCCAUCCCGCAUGACCCCGUGGCUCUGGAGGAACACUUCCGGGAUGAUGACGAUGGACCGGUCUCCAGCCAGGGGUACAUGCCCUACCUCAACAAAUACAUACUGGACAAGGUGGAAGACGGUUGUUUUGUGAAGGAACAAGUCGACGAGCUCUGCUGGACCCUCACAGCUAAGAAGAACUACAAGCCAGAAAAGGACAAUAAGAACAACUUGCCUGGGAAAGAUGCUUUUCGUCUCUGGUGUCUGUUUAACUUUCUCUCAGAGGACAAAUAUCCACUGGUGAUGGUGCCUGAUGAGGUGGAAUAUCUGCUGAAGAAGAUGUGUAUGGCCAUGAGUGUUGAGCUAAACUGUGUGGAACUGGAGGACUUCAUCUCCCAGGAUGCAGUGCAACAGAAUGGUUUCACCGUCUGGUCCUUCCUGGAGAUGAUGAACUCUGGAAAGUUAACCAGAGGCAUUAAUCAGGAGAUCACCAGCAUGGCCAUAGAAGAGGUUUACAGGGAGAUAGUUGGCGAUGUCCUCAAAGAGGGGUAUCUGUGGAAGAAGGGUCAGUUGAGAAGGAACUGGAAGGAGCGCUGGUUCACCCUGAGGCCCAGUAUCCUGUCCUACUACACCACAGAGGAGCGCAAAGAUUGCCAGGGAAACAUCCCUCUGGACAAGAACUGCUUUGUGGACGUGCUGCCAGACCGAGAUGGGAAGAGGUGCAUGUUCUGUCUGAAAACUCUCUCCAAGACCUACGAGAUGAGCGCCUCGGACACCAAGCAGCGACAGGAAUGGACCGCAGCCAUUCAAACAGCCAUCCGUCUACACAGCGAAGGGAAGACCUCCCUCCACAAGGACCUGAAGUUGAAGAGGAGGGAACAGAGGGAGCAGAGAGAGAGGAGGCGACUGGCCAAGGAGGAGGAGCUGCAGCGCCUCCGGGCCCUCCAGGAGGAGAAGGAGCGUAAGCUGGCCGAGCUGGAGCUCCUGAAGGAGGCGCAGAGGCAGGCCCAGGCCCUGUUGGAGCAUGAUGAGCUGAGAAGGCGUAAGCAGCACGAGGAGAUGCAGGCGGCCCUGGAGGUGCAGCUCCGUGAGGCAGAGGAGUCACGGGCCUCAAUGCAGGCAGAAAUGGUCCUGAAAGAGGAGGAGGCGGCGCGACAGAGGAAGCGGAUCAAAGAGCUGGAGGCAAUGCAGGAGAGUCUGGAGGAGGCCUUGCAGCAGGAGAUCAAGGCUAGGCAGGAUGAGGAGGUCUUCAGAUACGCACAGACUGGUUUGCUGACUGAGGAAGAGGAGAAGAUGAAGGCCCUAAUGGCACUCCAGGAAGAGCAGGAGGAGUACAUCCUGAAGACCCAGAGGGAGAAGCAGGAGCUGAGGCAGGAGAUGGAGAACAAGUCCCGAGCUCUGGAGGAGGCCCAGCGUCAACUGGAGGAGGUCCGGGCCAACCGAUACCGAGUGGACCAGGACGUCGUGGCUGCCCAAAGGAAGCUUCGUCAGGCCAGCACCAAUGUCAAACACUGGAAUGUUCAGAUGAAUCGGCUGAUGCGUCCAAUUGGACCAGGAGAGAAGAGAUCUUCUGGAGGCGGCUCGUUUUCCAGUUUUCAGAUACCUACUCAGAGAGAUCCAGGCCUGCGUCUGAGACAGAAGUCGGAGGACCAUGAUGAGGAGAGCAAGGAGAAUGUGGACAACAGCAGUACGGGGUCAGGCUGUGAAGGAGAGAGAGGGGAGCGACGUCUAUCCCACGCCUCCAACGGAGACAUGGACAUCCCCUGAGAUGUCAUGGCUCUUCUAGAACGGAAAAAACAAUCUGUGUUUCGUUUAGGACUUUCUAAACACAAGGAUGGAAGGACCUAACUUCAUGGUACAGCUGUUGUCAUAGUGACUUUUCUGGUUAAGAGAUUGCCAACCGAAAAGCAUGGAUAUGAUAAAGGGAUCCUAAAGGAACUAGACAUUAGUCAUUGAAAUGUUUCUUCCACCAAGUUGGUAAUAAACAAUAAAAUAUGCAUAAUAUUUAGUACAUCUAUUUACUAUCUAACUUUUUAAUCGGAAAUAUUAAAAAAUCUUAUUUCUCGGUUAGUGAUAGUGAUGUUAGUAGUAGGUCUCCAUAUUUUAAUGAAGAACAGAAAAACCAUAACACAGUAUUUUUAAUGGUAUUCAUAGAUAACAAGAUGAUCAUUUCCUCUCACAAAAUAUAUCCUGGAAAUAUAAUUACUAAAUGUGUUGGAGUGUAGAUUUUGCUUUUCCUUUUUUGUAACGUGAGACACAGAAAAACUGGAAAAUGUAUUAGUACAACAUAACAAGAACAAUCUUUAUCACAAAACAAGUAUGUUUUGAAAACAGAGAAGACUGAUUUGUAGAGGAGAAAUAAAUGCAAACAGCCUUUGUGGUCUGAAUUUCCUGUUUCCGUCGUCAGUUUACAACACACUCUUAGAGGCAAACGCAACGGUGUGUUCCUACUGCAGUCCAAUAUCUGUAACCUGUGUUCAAAAUUAACUGUUUAGACAUUGCAGUUCCCCAAUGAUUGUUUCUCCUCAGUGGUUUUACAUGUGAAAUAAUUUUUAUAAAUUUUUGUGAAAUAA
Molecule: messenger RNA, 2810 nt
Organism: Esox lucius (northern pike)
Lineage: Eukaryota; Metazoa; Chordata; Actinopteri; Esociformes; Esocidae
Gene: def6a
Product: DEF6 guanine nucleotide exchange factor a
Exons: 10
Coding region: 133-2004 (623 amino acids)
Cellular component (GO): cytoplasm; nucleus
Source: RefSeq, a predicted model, not a curated record